AUGUCGAUGCUGGCCUCGUCUCGCGCGAUGCGCACGCUCGCGCCACCGAUGCGGUUUGCUCAGGUGCGUGCUAUGUCGUUCAGGUCGCGGCCGUCUGUGUCUCGCCGAGUCGCGUCGCGGCUGGUGACGGUCACGGCCGUGGUGGCCGGUGCCGCGUUCGGGGUAUACUGCCUGGACUCGCGCGCAGGUGUUCAUCGCUGGCUGUUCCCGCCGCUGAUGCAAAUGUGUACGGAUCCAGAAACUGGCUCGAAGCUGUCGAUCAAGCUGCUGCAGUACGGCCUUGCUCCGCGUGAUUGUGGUGUGGAUGACGAAGUGCUACGAACGGAGCUCUUUGGUCGGACGCUGUCGAACCCGAUUGGUCUGGCAGCUGGUUUUGACAAGCAAGCGGAGGCUAUUGAUGGUCUGUUUGACCUAGGAUUUGGCAUCGUCGAGAUCGGCAGUGUGACGCCCGAGCCGCAGCCGGGCAACCCGCAGCCGCGCAUGUUCCGUCUGCCUCUCGAUGGUGCGGUGAUCAAUCGCAUGGGCUUCAACUCAGACGGUCAUGAGGCGGUGCGUGAGCGCCUGCACAUGCGCCUGCACCGCUGGGUGCAGCGUGUGCUGGCGGCUGGCCAGGGCCUGGUUUCGUCGGUCGGUGCGCCGGCGACCGAUGCGAAGCACCUCACGGAAGCACAGCUCUUUGCCAAGUAUCCCGACAUUCGUGCGUCGCUGCUUGACGAUGCGCAGGUGCCGCGCAGUCUGAAACAGGACCGUCUGCUGAGCAUCAACCUCGGCAAGAACAAGACAUCGCGGGAAGACUCGGUGGUCGACUAUGUCAAGGGAGUGGAGACACUGGGACCGUACGCGGAUAUGGUCGUGAUCAACGUGAGCAGUCCCAACACCCCAGGCUUGCGCCGUCUGCAGCGCCGCAGCGUGCUCGAGGGCGUGCUCCGCGACGUGAUCACGGCGCGCGACAGUGUCGCGCCGCAUCGCACGCUGCCGCUGCUGGUCAAAGUCGCGCCAGACCUGUCCGAUGCUGAGCUGGAGGAUGUGGCCGAUGCGGCGCGUGCCACCAAGACGGAUGGCAUUAUUGUGAGCAACACGACCGUCUCGCGCCCAGCCGGCCUGCUUUCGCACGAGCAUGUGAACGAGGCGGGCGGUCUGUCCGGUCCGCCCGUCAAGCCACUGGCCCUGCAUGCCCUCGAGGUCAUGUACGCACGCACCGAGGGACGUAUGCCGUUGAUUGGCUGUGGUGGCAUUCUGACCGCGGACGAUGCUCUCGACUUUGCCCGAGCCGGUGCGAGUGCUGUGCAGCUGUACACGGGUCUGGCGUACCGCGGCCCGGGUCUGCCGCGUCGCAUCAAGGAUGACUUGGCGAAGAAGCUGCGUGCUGAGGGCAGGACGUGGUCGCAGGUGGUCGGCACGGGCCUGUCGCAGCGUGCGGCUACGUAUGCGCCUGAUGCCGUGGAACAUGUGGGUUUGUACCCUGGCGCCCAGGAUGCAUUUGAGCGCAGCGUCGCGAGUGUGCGGCACGAGAUCGAGCAGCUGCGUGAGUCGUUCCAGCACGAGCACGUACCCGAAGAGCGUCGUGCGCUGCCAUUUGACGUCGAAGCCCACGACGACGAGUUCAAAGCCGUGCUGGCCGAGGCGCACAAGGUCACGGACGACACGCCGCAGUAUUCGGACAGCGAGACACCCCACGCAGGUGUCCUGCCGCAGCGCGACUCAGCCGUGCCGGACAAUCUGCUGCUUCUCGCCAAGGAGCGUGGCUUGACACAGGGCGAGAUGCUGCAGGAGGCUGUGCUCGAGUCCACGACCGUCCCGGAGGCACACUCGCAGGCACCCACGUCGGGCGCCACGACGCUGGGCGGCUUGCAAGCGCCGCUCACGCACCAGGUGCCCAAGGCUUUCCAGCCACCGAAACAGGAGCGCGUAGUCUAA
This is a messenger RNA of Malassezia restricta, 1917 nucleotides long. RefSeq names its product dihydroorotate dehydrogenase. Gene Ontology annotation, cellular component: mitochondrial inner membrane; cytoplasm. The transcript has a single exon. The coding region runs from base 1 to 1917 and encodes 638 amino acids. The record is from RefSeq and is a predicted model, not a curated record. NCBI's taxonomy places the organism in Eukaryota, Fungi, Basidiomycota, Malasseziomycetes, Malasseziales, Malasseziaceae. Gene Ontology annotation, biological process: pyrimidine ribonucleotide biosynthetic process; 'de novo' pyrimidine nucleobase biosynthetic process. Gene Ontology annotation, molecular function: dihydroorotate dehydrogenase activity.